This is a messenger RNA of Cuscuta campestris, 889 nucleotides long. Lineage: Eukaryota; Viridiplantae; Streptophyta; Magnoliopsida; Solanales; Convolvulaceae. The record is from the annotation of a GenBank genome assembly.
GUGAGGAAGAGUAUGAAGUGAAAAGAGGUGAGGAAACACAUGUAGUACACUCCAAUAAGAGAGAAUGUACUUGUAGAUGUUUUCAGCUCACAGGUUACCCAUGUGUGCACGCAAUGGCAUGCGUGAAUACCUUUAGGAAGAGAGUUGAGAAUUAUGUUGAUGAUUGCUAUAAGGUUGAGACUUACAAUCAAGUGUAUGCUAAUAUCAUUCACCCUGUUCCUGGUCCACAUGACUUUGUGAGAACCCCUUAUGCACAACUUCUCCCUCCUACUGUGAAGAGGGCACCUGGUAGGCCAAAAACGAAGAGGAGAAAGACACCUGAAGAACAUGAAGAUGAAAAGAAGUCUACUAGGAGAGGACUAACACUGCAUUGCUCAAUUUGCGGGGAUGGUGGACAUAAUGAAAGGAGUUGUAAAGCCACAAGAAAUGCACCAAAACAAAGCAACCAAGCACAACCAGAACAAGGAAGCAACCGGCACAACCAGUUAUACCACACAGUUGCAUCUAGCCCACCAACACAGGAAUCACAAAUUUCUAGACUUACCAACCAGGUGCAGACAUCAGUUGUAUAUCCUUCUCAUACAUCUAUGAAAUGCAUGCAUAUUUUGCAACCUGUGAGUAAACCACCCAAAACUUCCAAAAGAGUUGCACCAAUAAAUGCUAAAAAAGGCACUGCAUCACAGAGGUAGGAUCUACAACAGUUCCAGGAGCAAUGCAUUGACUACUUGUCUCCCUAGUACACAUCCAGGCUGAGCGCAUCCAUCAACAAAUCCAAGAGCUUCAACUUCAACAACUCUAGACUCAAAGUGAAUAUAAAUCAGAAUGUUGAAUUUGUAGCUUUAAACUUUGUUUUGCUAGUAUUUUUAAGUAUCUUGAUACUGUGUUUUGG